AUGGCAAAGUGCAAGAGUCAUCCUCUGGAUGUUCCCAUCGUUGAAAAAAACAUCUCGGGGAACUUACAGGCCCAUGAUAUUCUGUUGAUCAUCUCUAUUGUAUGCAGCAUAAUCGCAUGUAGUCUAUCGUUUUACCUGAUCUGGCGCCAUCUCAGCAAUUACGUCCACCCUAAAACGCAAAAGUUAAUUAUACGAAUUCUUUUCAUGGUCCCUGUAUAUACAAUCUGUUGCAUAUUCAGUAUUCAAUACUACAGGGAGAAUGUUUACAUUGGUGCCAUAUACGAAUUUUAUGAAUCAAUUGUCAUCGCUUCGUUCUUUCUACUGCUCUGCAGAUAUCUGCAUAUAGAAAUGCAUUCGCUUCGCAGAGUCUUUGCUCUUGUCCAGCCCAAACCCUGGUUAUAUCCAGUCCGAUUGCUAAGAAUGAAAAUCUGGCGUAAGAAAACCACUUAUACAGAAGAUGGACUAAAGUGGUUUGGUAUAAUAUGGGCUGCCGUAUUUCAGUUCUGUGUGGUGAAAUUCCUUGGAGCUCUUGUAAAAUGUAUUACAGAAGCUGCAGGUGUCUACUGCGAAGAAUCCAGCAGUAUUAAACAUGGCAGGAUUUGGAUCCAGAUCAUUGAGAUUGUUUCCCUGGUCACCGCCAUGUUCUGUCUGCUUCAAUUCUAUAGCCAGACUAAGGUAGUCCUCGCGGAACGGAACCCCCUUCUCAAGUUCGUGGCCAUCAAGUUGGUUGUUUUCCUAUUUUAUGUCCAGUCGUUCAUCUUCGGACGGCUUACCGCCGAACACGGCAAAUUACAGCCUACAGACAAACUAUCGUAUCCUUCAGUAUCUGUCGGCAUUCCGAAUACAAUUCUGUGUGUCGAGAUGGCAGGUGUAGCGGCCCUCCAUCUUUGGGCAUAUCCCUGGCAAGAAUACGGCGGCAAUAUGACUCGGACGUCGGAGAGUCCCAGUUCCGACAACAUGAUGCACUUCUCUUGCCAGCAAACCUCUUUUCCACUACCUUGGUGGCAAGCACUUGUCCAUGUACUCAGUUUUGGCGAUGUUUUAAAAGGAAUUUUGGAAGGCUUCCAUGGACUUCGGACCAGUCGACGUAAUGCAAUCAUGGCCCACUACGUGGAUGCAGGGAUCGAGGGCAGGGCAAGCCCGUACAAUACAAAGGAUCUCUCUGAGGCAUUGGACCUGGUGCAUCGAGGCCCGGAUGAACAUUGA
Molecule: messenger RNA, 1206 nt
Organism: Botrytis deweyae
Lineage: Eukaryota; Fungi; Ascomycota; Leotiomycetes; Helotiales; Sclerotiniaceae
Exons: 6
Coding region: 1-1206 (401 amino acids)
Biological process (GO): transport
Molecular function (GO): transporter activity
Source: RefSeq, a predicted model, not a curated record